AUGCUGCGGCCGGAGCCCCUCUGCCUCCUCCUCCUCCUCCUCCUCCUCCUCCUGCACGUCGGCCGGGCCGCCUCCCCCGCCCCUCCGCCCACCCCGCGCCCGCUCAACGGCACGGAGGCGCCGCAGGCGGCCGCGGGGAACGGGACGCCGCCGGGCCCGUCGCCGGGAUCGCGGCGACCGCCGGGGUCGGGGCUGCCGGUGCUGAAGCGGGCGGUGUACGUGCUGAGCGCCCUCUCGGCGCUGGCCGCGCUCUAUUUCCUCCUGCGGGCCUUCCGCCCCAGGUCAGAGGGACCCAGAAACGAGCGCAAAACUCAUUCCAGGUUGAAGAAACCCCAGCGGAAGAAAUACGGCCUUCUGUCGAACUACGACGAGAACAUAGAGAUGGCCUCGUUCGACAGCGACGAGGACACGGUGUUUGAAACGAGAAAUCUGGGGCGGUAA
Gavia stellata (red-throated loon) is the source of this 441-nucleotide messenger RNA. It is a transcript of the gene FAM174C, whose product is annotated as family with sequence similarity 174 member C. The record is from RefSeq and is a predicted model, not a curated record. Bases 1 to 441 code for a protein of 146 amino acids. Lineage: Eukaryota; Metazoa; Chordata; Aves; Gaviiformes; Gaviidae. Gene Ontology annotation, cellular component: extracellular region. The transcript has 2 exons.